AUGAGUAGCGGGUAUUCCUCUGCACCGAGUGUGUCUCAUACAUCAAGUGACACAGAUUUGAAUCGAAUCGACAGCUAUGAUGAUGGAGCUGAAGAGACAACAGAUGAACAACGAAUGUGUGGUCUGAGUGAGCUUGUGACAUCGUGUCUCACGUCAUCUCGUUUGAAGGCUAUCGACGAAGAAGAUGAAGAAGAAAAUUGUAAUGAUAUUGAAAUUGUUGGAUUGAGCAAGACGACGACAAAAGUGAAAAGAUCCAAGAAAGUUCUGUCUUGCCCGAUUGUUUCGAGUAGUACGAAGAAAGAGAAUGGAAAUGCGGCGCCAUUUCUCAAAUCUAGUCAGUUCACGGAUGUUCCACCAACAAUUCGAUUCUACACAAAGGGGACUAAAGUAACAAAACCCGCCAGAAAGAUUCAAGCAAGAUUGACAUGGUGUCACAAUAGUCUUCUACCAAUUGUCAUGCGUCAAACGUUGGCAGCCAGUCAUUUUACGGUCGUCGACGAAUCUCUGUUCUAUGUCGGAUAUUGGGGUCGUCAUCUGAAAUCAGCCCAAUAUCGAGCUCUCCAACCACAUCAAAAAGUUAAUCAUUUCCCUGGAGCAUUUCAUAUUGGACGAAAGGAUCGGUUAUGGAUGCACAUUCGAAAGCAGCAAGAACGUUUUGAAGGCGAAUUCGAUAUUAUGCCAUUCACAUAUAUUCUUCCAACUGAUCGACAAGAACUUUUGAAAUACUUGGAGACGGAUGCAUCGAGACAUGUUAUCGUCAAACCGCCAGCAUCAGCUCGUGGAACGGGAAUUUCUGUUACUAGAAAACCGAAAGAUUUUCCAACAACUGCAACUCUUGUCGCUCAGCAUUAUAUUGAACGUCCACUGACCAUUAAUCGUGCAAAAUUCGAUCUUCGUCUCUACGCGUAUGUUCCAACAUUUGAACCACUACGUGUUUAUAUUUAUGAUCAAGGAUUGGUCCGGUUUGCCAGUGUACCAUACAGUCACUCGGUCUCAACUAUCUCUAACAAAUAUAUGCAUCUCACUAAUUAUAGUAUCAACAAAUUAGCUGAAGCCGACGGCGUUGCCAAUAAACCAGUACCAAAAUGGACUCUACACCAUUUAUGGGAACACUUUGAUGAAAUGGGUGUAGAUCGUGAAAAGAUUCAGAGAGAAAUUGAAGAAGUCAUCAUUAAAGCAUUCAUUUCAACUGAAAAACCAAUCAGAGAGCACAUGUCACGAUUCUUGGAACAGGAAUUCAUUUGUUAUGAACUUUUUGGAAUUGAUAUUAUAUUGGAUGAAGACUAUAAACCGUGGUUGUUGGAAGUCAAUAUUUCACCUUCUCUUCAUUCGGGAACUCCACUUGAUGUUUCUGUGAAGGCUCCACUUGCAAAGGAUGUACUCAAUUUGGCAGGAGUAUAUGUUCCUCCAAGUUUCGACAAGCUCAGUGAUGCGGAUUAUAGCACCCGUCCCCGUAAUGGAAGGAAGAAUCGUGAACAAUUGAUCAAAGAAGCUUCAUGGGUUGCUGCUUAUAAAGAUCAACUUGGAGUAAUCGAUAAUCGAAUUUUCAAACGGCUCACCCCAGAAGAUACUCGAGCUUUGGUUGAAUUUGAAGACGAACUUGAACGAAUUGGAGAUUUUAAAUUGGUCUUCCCAACAGCUCACACUUCACAUUAUCAAAAAUAUUUCGCUGAAACUAUCUACAUGAACAUUCUGCUCCAACAAUGGCAAAUUGCUCAAGAAGAUGAUCGUUCAAUUGGAAUCAACCGCCUCGAACAGCUUUGCCGUCAAAAACACAUGCAAUCAGAUCAGGAAACAUCAUUUUAAAUCUCUGCCCAUUUCAGUGCUAGAAUUCCAUGUUGCGGGUUAUUAUACUUACAGCUUCCCAGAUUUCUUUUUUUCCUAUCAAAUGUGCCUUUCAUUGUUUACAACUAAUUCCACUUUUUUUCCAAAUUUUUUUAUGUUGUUGCCUUUCUAUGUUUUUUCUAUUAUGAACGAAUCUUGUUGA
Caenorhabditis elegans is the source of this 1987-nucleotide messenger RNA. It is a transcript of the gene ttll-4, whose product is annotated as Tubulin polyglutamylase ttll-4. NCBI's taxonomy places the organism in Eukaryota, Metazoa, Nematoda, Chromadorea, Rhabditida, Rhabditidae. Bases 1 to 1806 code for a protein of 601 amino acids. Gene Ontology annotation, biological process: reproductive behavior. The record is from RefSeq and is marked reviewed. Gene Ontology annotation, molecular function: protein-glutamic acid ligase activity, initiating. The transcript has 10 exons.